This is a messenger RNA of Lymnaea stagnalis (great pond snail), 11569 nucleotides long. The record is from the annotation of a GenBank genome assembly. NCBI's taxonomy places the organism in Eukaryota, Metazoa, Mollusca, Gastropoda, Lymnaeidae.
UAUUUGUUUCCCUUGACAACAUUCAAAUCCCAACAAGAAGAUAGUCUCAGUGGACUGUACCAGACACGUUAAGAAUGGCUGGGGACGACGAUAUUAUCGACACCAAGGAACUGGAACUAGAAAGAAUUAUUGGGUUCAAUGGUAAGAUAAAGAAAAAAUGCUUUGUAAUAAUUUCAAGUUUAUUUUUUAGCUUCUAAACAAAAAGAAAUUGGGCCUUCCCUGCCUUUAUUUUAAUUUAAUUUAAUAAUUUAGGCCUAUUGCCUUUAAUAAAUAAUAUUAAUUUAAAAAUAAAUUCAUUCUUUAUUUGAGUUUAUGCCGUUGUAAGUUUGUUUAAUUUGUGCCACUUUGUUGAAUUUGUCUGGGUUGUUGGACGGUAGUGUGUGUUAGACAGUUUAGACCUAAUAAAAAAAUCAAUGAAUAAAUAUUAAAAUGAGUGUAAGUUAUAAGUAUAAGUCACUCACUCCACAAAGAAAGAGGUUUACUUACACUUACAGGUACUUAAAAUUAAAAAUAGUUUGAUUGAUUAGGCUUAAAAUUAAUAUUGAAAAAAUGGCUUUAUCAUUUAUUUAUUUAUUUAGGAAUUUUUAUAUAGCGCUUUACAAUUAUUAAAAACAUGUAAACUAACUAAAAUAAAAAUGAGACAUUAGGAUAGUAACUACUAUACUAUAGAAACAAUUAAAAUGGCUAUAAAACGAGGACACUUUGGCUCGUUUUGGCCUAUACUACAGGAUUAACCUGAGACAGAAAAUGAGGCAGGGCAAGGAGGGUGCAUCACAGGUCAUAGGCGGACCUGAACAGAUUGGUUUUAAGGGACUUUUUUAAAGUGGACGAGGUUUCACAAUGAUGGAUAUGGAAGGGGAGCUGGUUCCAGAACAUGGGCCCAUGGAAGCAGAAGGAGCAUUCACCGAUGGUCUUAGUUUUGGUUCUUGGGAUUAUUAGAGGAAAUAGAGUCAGCAUAUGUGGAUGUUAAUUAAUUCAUCGAGGUAAUUUGGCUUAGCAGGGGAAACAUCUUGAAAAGGCUUUUUGAGUUGAGAGUAGAAAUCAAAACCGCCAUGGAGAAGGAUGGGGUGGUUGUUCCUAUACUAAGCAAUCCCAAAUAGCUUGUGGGCUUGGCUUUUCUUGUUGACAUUACACAGGAGCUGAAUGUACUCGGCAAGAAGUUACAAGGUCAGGGGUAGCUCGUCAGUGUUGCCUAAGACAAUGUUAGGGAAUUCUGUAGAAAACUUGUGUUAUGGAAAGCUCAGCUUUCUCAGAGAAACCUUUGCCAUUUCCCAAAAUGCAAAGUAAUCAUGGAAUCUAGUACAACAUGACACUCCAUUCAGUAGUAAGUAUACUGAUGCCAAUGCAACACUACAGGAAGAGUUUGAUCACAGGUUAGCAGACUUAAAACACACAGAGCCACUUUAAAAAAAAGAAUUUCUGAUCCUUUCUUCUUCAACAUGGAAGAUGCACUUCAAAUGGAGCUGAUUGAUUUUCAGUGCAAUUCUAAACUUAAGGCUAAGUUCAGGGAGGUAAAUGGAAAAACAGACAAGCUUGGACAAUUUAUGAGAGAAUUGUUCUCCACCUUCCCUGAGAUUUCCAUGUUGUUCAAGCGGAUUAUGUGCCUUUUUGGGAGUAUCUAACAAGUCAAAGUUCAGGGUCAAACAGAACAAUGUGCAUCUUCAGGCUAUACUUCGCUGCUUCCUCAUUUAAGCUAAAUUUUGCUCAGCUGUGUAAGAAGAAGCACUUCCAGGUGUCUGGCAAAAAGGAGUAGGAGGAAGUAAGUGAAGCCUUGAGAACUCUUAAUGAUUAUAUUUGUUAUUAACAAAGGUUGAGCAAAUUGUAACAGUUGUACUUUAUUGAAUUUGUAAUCCCUUUUUUGUGGAAUACUUGAUGCGACCCAAUCUCACUCAGAAUGUAUCUCCCGCUGGCCCUGGAUGAUUUGUGUUUGAGACCCCUGUAUUAGAGAAACUUUCUUAGAAUGAAAAGCAUAUUUUUUAUAGAAAUAUUUAACAAAGUUUUGGCUGUCGAGAUCCAAUAAGAGUGUAGGAUAGACAUAAUAUUUUUGUCACACACAACAAAGAAGGGAAGGACUUUGGAUAUAUUUCUGGGAAGGUGACUUAAUUGCAGCCAUCCAGCUUUGAUCAACGCAAACAAAUAGCAUAAAAAUAUGAAUAUAGUCAAUGAAGUUUCUGGAUAAGAGACUUAAAAGUAGCAUUGAAAAAUGUUACUAAGCCCAUGCAUCCAUCACAUGGGGAAUAAUUGAAAAGGGAAAAUUUUCAAUCUCUAGAGCCUAGCUAAAUAUCUUUCGUUAAAUAAAACUGAAAGUAUCGCUUGCUCAUAAAGUAUAAUAUUACAUUUGUAUAAAUUUCAAUGUUAAAAUAUAUGGAAACUUAAACAUUUAAUUCUGUGAUAAGCUAAUAUAAUAAAGGGUCAAAUAAAUUUUAAAUCUGAGACUGCUUAUAACAGGGCGAGGCAGGGGGGGCACUCAGGAUGACUUUAUGGUUCCAACGAGGCUGUGGCUGGAAACAGUUUGAGAACCAGUGUUAUAUAGACUUGUAUAGGCCUGCUUCUUAAAGUUUAUUUGGCCAGGUUUGAUCAUUCUUAGGCCUUUUAAUUUUAAAAGAUAACCAAAAUAAUUUUUAGCAAUACAGUAAUACCUCCCUACUUUGCGCUACUCACUCCUUCGCGGAUUUUCUCUGAUGAUACAUUCUGCUGAUUUUUUGCUAUUUUUCUGGAUUGGUUCUGUAUACAGUAUAAAUAUUUUUUUAUAUUUAUUAUUUUAAUUAUUUUUGCUUUAAAAUAAUCAUUUUCUAGCCUAAAAAAUUGAAAAUAAUAUCAAUUUAACUUCAAUUAAAACUUAUUAAUAGUUAUUAAAUUGAAAUAAAAUUUACAUCAUAAAGCACGCCACCAGCAGAAGCUUUAAAAUAUAUAUAAAUCCUACUUCACGUUUCUUUUGCAUUUCAUGGGGACCCAGAACGCAGCCCCUGCCAUAUUUGAGGAAUUACUGUAUAUCUUACUGACUCAUAUUCAUAAUAGGCAUAGUAAAUUACAUUGCACAUUUGAUUUCUUGUAAUUAUUAGUUUAAAUUAUUAUUUGUUGGCCAGAUUUUUAAAGCAAAAAUAAAAAAGUCCCAUAAGAACAUGUCUUACAUGGAGAAUAACAAUUUUAUUAUAAAAACUGAACAUUUUGAAGUGCUGGCAUUACUUUUUUCGUUUUAAAAUUCAUAUUUUUUUCUUUAAUAGUAUGGGCAAUCAUAAAGUAAAAAAAGGAGUAAACUAAAAGAAGACAUAAAAUAAUAUUUUUUUUACUGAUAGGUAAGGUACCAGGUGGACUUUUAGUUCAUCCAGAUCGAGAACAUGUCAUUUACCCCCUGGGCUGUAAUGUAAUUAUUGAAGAUAUCACAAAAGAAGCAACACAGAGCAUUUUAUCAAGUCAUACCAACAACGUCACCUGCAUUGCUGUUUCAAAUGAUGGGCAAUACAUUGUGUCAGGUCAAGAAACUUACAUGGGAUUCAAAGUAAGAAAGCUGAUUUAUUUUGAAAAAAGCUUUAGUUGUGUUUGAGUCUUUAAAAUCAUAACACUGUUAUUUAUAUUCAUAUCCAUUUUAUCAGUGCUAAAUUAACAGAAUAAAAAAAAUAAUAAUAAUGAGGCAUCAUAGCUAAAAAAAUUAGCUAACCUUACAUAAUUUAAUUUCCGCUAUAGCUUCAUUAGAUUUAGAUGUUAUUUUUAAAGGCAAUUUAUGUGAGUGAGCAUGAGCUUUACAGUUACAGAAUCCACAAAACUGGUCAGUAAUAUUCUAUUCUAAAACUUUUUCUACUUCAAGAUUUUAUUUUGUAUCAUUUUAACUCAGUUUUUCAGGGACUUUUGAAUAGGUAAGUUAUGAUGGUGGAGACCCUUUUUAUUGGAGAGGCAUAAUAUGAUGAAAUAUUUAUUUCUUAUCAUUAUUUUCAUUUCAAUUUAAUAUACAGUUGAAUUAUUGCUGCAAGUUUUCUGCUGCAUUCAAGUGAUUUAUAAAUUUAUUUUACUUUCUUAAAAUUUUGUGGUAUAAAAUGUUUGCAAACAAAAAUAUAUACAAUUUAUUUAAUCUAAAAAGGAUAUUAAAAGUUUUUAUUUAUAAAUGUUUUGAGUACACAGCAACUUUGACAAACUUUCAUAAAAAUGAUUUAGUUGGUAUACAAUUGUUUAUAUUAUAGAUCAUUAGUACUCAUUCAACUGUUGUAAAUAGAUACAAAUUAAUACAUUCCUAUUAAGUGUUUCUUUUUAAUAAAUCACUCUUCAAGUCCAUAGUUUUCAAAUUAUAUGGAUUUUUCAUAAAUAUGCACUGAUAUUCAUAGGUUUUAAGGUGGAUAAGAGUUUUAGAAUGUUACGGUAUGCAUUAUUUUGAAGUUCUACUAGUGUAAUUUUAUACAAUUGCCUACAAAAUCUACUUGACAGGCAAUCAUUACAUUGUGGGACUAUAGGACAAAGGUAGCCAUCCAAAAAUGGGAACUCCACAAAGUGAAAGUACAGGCCCUAGCCUUUUCUGUAAAUGGAAAAUAUGUUUUCUCACUUGGAGGCCAGGAUGAUGGCUCGUAAGUCCUUUGAUUUAUUUGAUUUAUUAGGAUUAGCCAUAAUAUUGUUUUCUUUAUUGGAAAUUUCAAGCCUGCUUUGAUUAAUAUUCCAAAUUUUACUAUUUUCUCCGUAAUAAAUUAUUAAAAUAUCACAAAAAUAAAGUCUGAAGACUUUUUAGGUUGCCUUUUAGUUUAUCACCCCUUUUUGAAAGUCUGGGUAGUACUAAAUCAGACUUGUUAUUUGGGACUUGUAACUAUUUCUGUUGAUUUAUAUGCAUGAGAAAUAUUCUUUGCACCAUAAUUUGUGCUUUAUCUUCAACUAAUUUUUUUUCAGAGUUGUGGUAUGGGACAUGGCUACCAAACAACCAAUAUGUGGCUCCCCUGCCCAAGUAGUUAGUGCUGGAAUCACAACCUGUCUUGCAGCCUCUAAAGUCAGUGAUGAUGUAUUUGUAACAGGAGGAGAGUAAGUUAAAAAUAUCUUCUAAACAUAGAUUUGUAAAGUUUUUUAAUUACCUGUUGAGUUGAUAUUGUGUUGGAAUGGUUUUUUAAUUAGAUUAAAUUUCAAAUUGGUAUGUUUGAGGAUGGAUGGACUAAUCCACAGAAUUUCACUGACUUACAGCAAAUCUUUGAUAAUGUAGAAAUUGGUUUAAAAUCUUUGAUUUAUUAGUCACAGUCACUAACAGUGUUAAUCAUUAAUUUUUAUUUACAAUAUUUGUUUUAUUUCAGUAAUACACUUCGCAUUUGGACAUUGGAUAAAGAAAAUCGCAAAAUUCGACCAUUAAAUACAAAUCUUGGUGGUCUUAAGCGGAUCAUUACCUGCAUUGAGGUUGAUAUUUUGUUAAUUAGUAUUUCUAAUUAAAAGAAUUUAUUAUAUAGCCGAGUUCUUUUUGAAUUGAUAUUAUAGAGCAACAUACUUGAAUAUUUGUCCUUAAGUAAUUUACCAUUUUUUUUUAGAUGGUUGAUGACCAAGAUGAAAAGCUGUCUUACUUUUUCUGUGGCACAACAACUGGUGAUAUAUUAUGUAUCAACAAGAACACCAACAUACUUCAGUUUGAAGUUCCAGCUAAGAACAAGUUCAGCCUUGGUGUAACAGCAUUGUCCUUUGUGAAAAUGACAGAAAAGGGUUUCAACAUGCUGCUUGGGACCGGCAGUGGUGUUGUUGGGAACUUUGACAUUGGAGUUGAGUUUGAGAAAGGCAACAAAGUGAAAGCCAUAUUUAAACACAGAUCAGACAAACAGUAAGUUAAAUAUAAAACCUUCAUUGAAAAUAUUUUUUAAGGUUAUGAAGUCACAGCACAGCAUCAACAACAGCUUCUGUGACUUACAAUAAUGCUGGUGUUAAAAAAAUCAGAAGGGAAACUUUUUGAAAUCUUAAUAAAAGAUACAUUUCUGAAUUUUUUUUAUUGGCUUUAUUAAAAGCCAACAGGAUUUUUAAGUCAUUUUAGUGGGUAUCAACUAUUUCCCCGCAAAAAAUCAAAAUAACAGUUAUUGCACCAGCUAAAAACCAUUUGCUAUUUUAUAUUGGGAAAUUGAUCAGAAUAAUGAUGAUAGUUUGAACAAAAAAAUAAAGUAUAUUUUAAAAUCGCCUCACAUAGUCAAUAACAAGGUAGAUUUCGUGGAUUCUGCAUGGCAUAGAUAAAUACAUUUCUGAUAUAAGAUAAUUUAUUAAUGAAAUAAUAACUAUUAAUCGUCUUACGUUAUAUUACAGAGCAGAGAUACACAAUAUAUUUCAAUGAUUAAUUUUUGAAAAUAAUUUAACUGAAAUCAACAUAGGUUGAUACAUAUUCUCCAUUGUUAAGGAAAUAAUUUAUUUUUUGCUUUGUAGGCCAUGGAAACAUGAUGUGGAAACAAGUGCUGUCACAUCAAUUGCUAAAAGAGGAGCUGGACACCAGGCAAGUGUUAAAUUUAUAUUUAGGCUCAUCUAUAAACAUCUAGCAAAUAGUUAUCGAUUUCAAAUCAAAUUUAUUUUGAAUAUAUAGUUGGGCCUAUACAUUAAAAAUGUAUUACCUAUCUAAAAUGCAUUAAGUUUUCAAAAUUUGGUUCUUUGUGAGUUCUUUUUUUUUUGUACUGAUGAAUAUCUCACCAGGAAUUUAAAUUUUAAUUCUUAAUGGUUCAGAUAUAUUUUCAAUAAUUUUGUAGUAAAAUUUAAUGAUGUAUAUUUGAAUAUUUUUUCAGUUUUUUGUAGGUACAGCUCACUCACAAGUUUACAAGUUUCAAUUUGCAGAUUUUACAGCAGAACUUAUCAAAACAUGUCACUCUUGUCCUGUCAAUGAUGUAAUUUUCCCAUUGUAAGUUUUUCUUUGCUGAGGACUUUGCAUUAGGAACAUUUAUUUAUUAAGGAAAUUGUAAUAUACACACACCAAUAUUUUAGGUAAUAAAAUUAAAUAUAUGGUAUAUAUUAAAUAGAUGUUUUUAACAGUGGUGUGUCACAGCUCAUUUUGACCUGCCAGGAGGGAGAAAUCAGAGUCUGGAAUUUGAGCACUGGCAAAGAAUUGAGACGAUUUGUUUUGGCUAAUAAAUCAUGUGAAGCCUUGGCAAUAUCUAGGGAUGGAAAGCUCAUUGUUUCUGGUGAGACCUAGUGAUAACUAGUUUCUGAAAAAACUUUCAAUAAUUCAUCACCAUUCUGGAUAUUAUCUUUCAUGUUAUUACCAUUAGGCAGGGUGACCCAAAUACAGUUAAAUAGGUUUAGGGCAAUAUUCUCAUCAGCUUGGUUUUGUCAACCAAUGCAACUUUGUUGAAGGCAAAAGCUUUUUCAUUUUUGAAACAUUUUAAAAUUAUUUAUGAUAAAGCUGUUAAGAUCCAAAGGGUUGAAGUGUCAGCCUUCUGUAUGAAUAUGUUCAGUACUUAUAAUUAGUAGUAAUAUCCACUUUGAAUUCUGAUGUUGAAAAAAAUUACUUUAAGUUAAAUAUGAUAUUUAAAUGAGCACAUUAACCACAAAGCCCUAGAUAAAGCCCUAGGUACGCUGCAUCUUCUAAUUAUCCUGUGACUACUCAGAUAUUUGAUAGUAAAAUAAUAAAUUUAAAAAUAGGUGGGUCAUAUAAUUUUAUUUAAAGUUUGGAAUGAUGGAAUGAUCACAAGAUUAGAAUAUUUGGUUUCAAGGCUAAAGAUCUCACCCUUGAGCUGAAGCAUGUUGUAAUGGAUGUAAUAACUUUAAAAAUAGGAAGUCAUUAUUAUUAUUUUUUUUUUUAAGGUUGGAAUGAUGGAAAGAUUAGAAUAUUUGGUUUUAAGGCUAAAGAUCUCACCCUUGAGCUGAAACAUGUUGUAAUGGAUGCCCACAACAAAGGAGUGACGUCUGUAGCUCUGACUAGCAGGGGAGACACCAUUAUCAGUGGAGGAGGUGAAGGCAUGGUAAGAUAAUCAUACUUUUCUUUAGUAAAAUAUUUAUUAACAUUUCAACACAUUUAUGAGGACAUUUCUAUGUAAUGUAUAAAUUAUUCUCCACUAUGUCUAAAUAAAAAAAAUACCACUACUGUCCUUUAAAAAUGACCUUUAAAAAUCAUUUGGAUAAUGUGAAUUGCGAUGCAUAAUAAGCAGACCUACUUUCUUUUUCAAAUAAGAAUGAUAAAAUAUUCUUAUUUCAGGUGCGAGUCUGGGAUGUUGUGGUGGGCGUUGACCAUAACGGCAAGAAAGAAAUGAGGGCCAAUCUACGGCACAGCAUGAAGGAACACAAAAACUUUGUAGCUCAGAUUGUCAUCCGAUCAAAUGACAAGGAGUGUGCCUCAGCUGGUGGUGAUGGUACAACCAUCAUUUGGGAUUUGACGUAAGUCUUUAUGGAUAUUUUUCACUCGUUGUUGUUAUCAAAUGAUUGCAAAAUUACUAUAACUUUUUAUUUAACAGUUAUAUAUUUUUACAGAAUAAAAAAGUAAAGAAACUUAAAAACGUAAUUACUUGUGUUACCACUAAGGGUAAUCGACUCUUAUUUAGGGAUCAGUAGUUUCUGUAUUAAAUAAUAUUCAUUCAUGAUUUAAGUUAUUUUUUUAGGAAAUUAAUAAUUAACAUAUAAUAAACUAUCACAAUUUAUUUCCAGUUGCUUAUGCUUGUGACUUAAUUUACAAAACUUAUGAAAAAUGUUUUGAAAAUUUGUUAUAUUUAUAUCAAGUUACAACAGUCAAAGAAAAUUCAUAUACUUGAAUAAUCUUUUUUUUUAAUAUACCGGUACAGGAAAGGUAUCAGGAAAAAUGUUGUUUUUGCCAACACUCUAUUUAAAAGUGUUUGCUAUGGAGAAGAAGAGCUUCAAAUUAUCACCUGCGGUACUGACCACAAACUGGGAUACUGGGAAACAUAUGAUGGCUCCAUGAUUAGAGAAUUAGAGGGGGCCAAAGCGGGGGCCAUCAACUUCAUGGACAUAACAGCCGACCAGCGGGCUUUUGUCACUGGUGGGGAAGAGAAACUCAUUAAGGUAACAAUUUUAUUUGGCUCUAGUCAGGGAAAUUCUUCAACUACCCUUAAAAGUUUUAAGGUAUGAAAAUAUUAGGAGUUCAUUAAUGUUAUCUUCUGAAAAAUUUAUUUUUACAAACUCUUUGAUAAUUCUCUUCAAGCUUAUUAAACCAUACUUUUGUCAAUCCUCAGCUUUGGCAGUACAGGGAAGGGGUGGUGACUCAUGUCGGUAAAGGUCACAGUGCUAACAUCAUGAGAAUAAGGAUAGCCCCUGACAAUAAGAGUAUUGUCAGUGUUAGCGAAGACGGUGCCAUCUUGCAAUGGAGAUUUCCUAAUUUUUAAAUAAUCACAUUUUUUAUGUGUACUUGUAGUAAAAUGUUAUUUCUUUUAAUUUCAUAGAGAUCAGUUUUCAUUGUAAAAGGUUUCUUGUUUUAUUGUUGGAGGUAUAAAACUAUUUUUUUUCAAUAAAAAGACGAAAUAAAUAAUAUUAAAGUUUCAGGGGACAAAUGCCAAUGGCUAAUGUUAAAGCCAUGAACUUCUAGGCAAUCAGAAAAAUAUUCAUCAAUAUUUUUUAAUAAAAAAUGCUUGUGUCCAUCCGAACCUAGCCAUUUUUUUCUUCCCUUUUGGCUGACCAACUCUUUUUUUCUUCUCAAUUUGGGUUAACUGGUUCUGCAGUACCAAUAUUUGAGCAUAGCCCUUACAUAACUAUCUAUGUAUUAGAUAUAUAUACUGCAUAUAUAUUAAAUUUUAAACAUUUUUGUUUUAACGUAAGAAACAUUUGUUUGACAGUAUCAAGUACUUUAUUUGUUUGUGCCAGAAAAAUCAUUUGUGCUGACAAAAUUGAAUCUUUUCCCAAAUAGAUAUUAAAAAAAACAACAACUUUGAACGUACAUGUAUUUUCUUAGAAAAAAAAAUUCAUAGGAUGACAUUUGAGAACUUAUGUAAAUGGACAAUUUCUUGUUUGAUUUUGUAAUAAUAUAACUUGUGUAAGUUUUAAAGAUGUUUUAAUUAAAGUAUCAGUGUGUAAUACACUGCAGCAGCAACAUAUUUCAAAUAAAUAUGGUUUAAAAAUAGUUAUCUUUAUAAUGGUACCUAAAAUAUAUAUUUUGCCCACAAUAUAAUGUGUUCUUUUAAUUUUAAUUUUUUUUUUUUUGAACUUCCAAAAUUCAAAUGUAUAUGAUUAUUUAAAAUCAUAUUAUAUACUAUUGCAUCUGAAUUUAAUUUCAGAGAAUUUAUGCCAACUAAUUAUUUCACCCUUAAUUUCAGUGACAAAAUAAUAGCAGACCUGUUUACUCUUACGAUUUUGGCGUACAAUGUACGAUUUUUAGAUGUCUUUUACGAUUGUACGCCAAGACCCGCCAAAACUACGAUUUUCAGAGACCCGGUGGAAAAAUUUUUCCCCCGAUUUAAAAAAAAUUAAUAAAUUUUCGGGUUUGGACGUUUUAGCCGUCUCUAAUGAAGAUCUGGCAGUGAAUAUGAACGAGAAAAACGAUUGGUUGGAUUUUUUUUUUUUUUUAAAGUUGGGACCAUCCUUAUUAUAUUUCGAAAGGACUCAUGGGGACUGGGGAGGUGGGGUUGUUGAUGACGGAAAUUGUGGCAUACGAGACACCCAUGGGUAGGGGAUUGGUGGGAGUGUCAAAGGAUAUAAAUAAAUAACCCCGACGUAUCGUAUUGACGGGAUCACAGUGUACUAGCUGGCUGCUGCGUCAACAGUAAUAUUUGGAUUGGUCGCCCUAGCGACAACUUCACCCGCCAUCGCCUUUGACUGCUACCAAGCGUGUGACGUAGUUUUGGUACAGAAUUAUUUUGUUCCUCAGAACCGCGGCGAUUGUAAAACUAGAGAUGGUUUUUAAAAUAAAAUAGAUGAUCCAACUGUUCUGCAGUGGAGCGUUGGAUUUGGGGCAUACCGGUAUUUUAUAAGAUCCAGUCAGCGACAUUUACAAAAUAUAGGGAAAUAUUUUGUAGUUUUAUUUAUUUACUAUAGAGAUAUUGUAUUGUACGAUUUUGAGACCAGAUUGUACGAUUUUAGGGGUUUGAGGGUAAACAGGUCUGUAAUAGUCUCUCCUCAUUAUAAAGUAUUACCGGUAACAGCAUAUCAAUGUAGCUCUAUUAUUGGGAUUGUUUUGAUACUCUGGACGUUAUUUGUUACUAAAAAAUGCCUCUCUACUUCAGUGUAGAAUCGAAUUAUCAGACUUUCUGCAUUCCUUGAAAUUAAUUGAAGUUGAUUUUUAAAAAAUUAGUGUAACAUAUUUUUUCACAAUUUAAAAGGACUUUUAUGUUAAUGUAAUAAAGAGUGAAAUAUAAUGACUUUACUACUCACACAUGCAAAUGUAAGCUGUAUUUGUGGAAGAGUGGGGUAAGCAUUGUUAAUAUGGCAGAAUGAACUACAACUUCUUCUAAAUCAGUUAUAAUUUAAUAUGUCUUUUUAGAGUUGUGAAAAAUCAGCUUCACAAAUAGAUUUUUAUGAGAUAUAAAUCUAUAUAUGUAUGUGUGUGUGUGUGCAAGUUGAGACUAACUCUGAAGGUCUUUAAACAUCUGACCUUCAGGUCUGUUGUCAAAAGUGCUGCCUCCUGCACCAAGGACAUAGUAUUGCCCUUUUUAGUUUUAUGAUUUUGUACACUUUACAAAAAUUAAGCGAAUUUGAAAAAAUAAAUACAUAC